AUGAACGCCAAUGACCCUAAUUUCACAUCUUUUUAUGUUUCUAAUCUCCCUAGUGAUGCCAAUAGGAAGUGUUGUCGGGGAUCUAUUCUAAGCUGGGUUCUCUGGCCGACAUCUACAUCGUCGGAAGGAGGGAUGUUUCGGGCUCUUUCUUUGCUUUCAUUCGGUUCACAAACAUCGUGGAUUUUGAGUCGAUUGAAAGAGGUUUCUAGGCCAAAGGAGAUCCAUGUCGCUGCUAUACCGGUUAAUUUAGCACCACGUGAUUCCAGAUCUUUUUCAGACGUUCUGAAAGGGAAGGUUGGAAUGACUGCGACUUAUCCCCCUCUAGCUCCGGUGAUUAACCUUUCUAGUAUCAAUGAAAUUGAGGAUUGUGCUGACAAAAGCAUUUUGGUGCGUGAAGCGAAGGAUUUUCACAUACUUUGCAACUUCCCAUCUCUGUUUGCUUUGGAAGGUUUCGAUGUGUUGGAAUGUAAGUACUUGGAAGGCAUGCAAGUUGUCGUUAAGUUCAAGUCUUGCAGGGCAGCAGAGAUUUUUAAGGCGAAUCAAAACAUUUGGCAGAAGUGGUUCUUGAGGAUGGAGGUUAUAGGGAUGAAGGCCAUCAGAUAUAAGAGUGUCAUGUGGAUUAAGAUCACUGGAGUCCCAAUUCUUGCGUGGGAUGAGUCCAAUUUUUCUUCCAUUGCUGGUUUUUUUGGAAAAUUUCUAGUGAAUACUUGCUCCUAA
Lactuca saligna is the source of this 717-nucleotide messenger RNA. Lineage: Eukaryota; Viridiplantae; Streptophyta; Magnoliopsida; Asterales; Asteraceae. The record is from the annotation of a GenBank genome assembly.